Messenger RNA from Toxoplasma gondii ME49, 795 nucleotides. RefSeq lists its product as hypothetical. The transcript has a single exon. Gene Ontology annotation, molecular function: ATP binding; protein serine/threonine kinase activity. NCBI's taxonomy places the organism in Eukaryota, Apicomplexa, Conoidasida, Eucoccidiorida, Sarcocystidae. Gene Ontology annotation, biological process: intracellular signal transduction; protein phosphorylation. The record is from RefSeq and is a predicted model, not a curated record. The coding region runs from base 1 to 795 and encodes 264 amino acids.
AUGUUUCCCCGUGUCGCUUUAUUCCCUGUCCCCACUUGCGAUCUUUUUCUUGUCGGUAGGAGCCGUCUAUCACGUGCUGCGAAGUUGCAUCUUACGCGACAGCUGGUGGUGUCUGUUGCGUGGCUGCAUCGUCACGGCGUCGCUCACAAUGACUUGAAGCUUGAGAAUGUCUUUCCCAGUGAAGAAGGGAAGGCUGUCAUUGGCGAUUUGGGUUUCGGAGUGCAAAUUGGAACGUCGGCGAGACUGAAAUACACAGCGGCCUAUUUAGACCCUCAUGCUGCGGAGGAAUGCCUUAAUAAUCAAGUAGAAACAGUUGCAAAUGAAGGGACAGGUGCGUGGGCACUGGGAACUCUCGUCUUUGUGAUAUGGUGUAGAUCCUACCCAGUCGUUUCGCGUGAGCAAGCCUGCCUUUCCACUCGUGAUUUGCGGGACCGCCUGGUGACAAUGGCAAAGACAACUAAACCCACGCCAUCAUCUCACCACUGCCAGGAACUCCCCUCUCCGGUGAAAGACCUAAUAGCCGGAUUUCUACAGUGGAGCCGUGAAGCGCGACGUCUCCCAGGUGAUGAUGUUGACGAAUUCCUUGCUGCUACCUUGCUGCUACAGUCUCAGAAGCAGCGACCUCCUCAGCGAGUGUGUGACACGGAUAAUUGCCACAUUCAGAUCACGGCGACAGUGAUCCCAAAAACGAACCAUUGGUUCACCAUUCUGACAACCGGCAAGUCGGGCCGCCCAAUCGACUUUCUCAUCUACGAAAUCGGCAGAGGACUUACUGGCAUCCGUGGCCAGGAGUGA